UCAUUAAUGCCUAAAUGGCCAAAGUCUUGUUCAAAGUUUUUUAAUGUCCAAGUAUCUCUUAACAACAUAAGCAUAUUCACUCUCAAAAUCAUAGCAAAUUCAUAGCGAUCCAGUUCAGAUUCUUUUGCAGAGAAUGGGAAAACCACAGCAAGAAAUGGAAGCAUCAAAUGAUUCUGGAAAUCCAACGUUAAAAACAAAACAUUCUUGUUGUACCAAUGUAAAGUGUUUUUCAGCUGUCUUAUCCUUCACCUUCUUUGCGACGACAUUAGCUGGAAGCUACAUGAAGAGUUCGAUCACACAGAUAGAGAGACGCUUUGGAGUUCCGAGUUCUUUCAUUGGUUUAAUCGAUGGAAGCUUUGAAAUAGGUAAUUUGUUGGUGGUUACAGCUGUGAGUUAUUUUGGAGCAAAACAUCAUAGACCCCAAAUAAUUGGAGCUGGAUUACUCAUAGUGAGUCUUGGCUUAUUUAUAAUAGCUUUGACUCAUUUCAUUAUGGGACGCUAUGAUUACAAAACCAGCAUCAAAUCUUCCUACAACUCUACAACAGAAGUGUCGUUGUGCUCUCCAGACCCUAUAUUAAGCUCAGAAUUUCCAGACACAUCUUCCUUGGCACCUGAUGCAGGUUGUGAAAAAGCAGUUGGAUCCUUCAUGUAGAUACUCGUGUUACUUGGAAAUCUUUUACGUGGAGUUGGUGAGGCACCAAUACCUUUGGGAAUCUCUUAUAUGGACGAUCAUUCCAAAGAGGAAAAUUUGGCAUUUUACCCGGGUUGUACUUUCACAGUAGCACUAAUUGGACCAAUUUUUGGCUUUUUGCUGGGAUCAUUCUGUGCUAAACGUUUUGUGGAUAUUGGAUUUGUUAACCAAUACGGGCUAACAAUUACCCCAAAUGAUGCACGAUGGGUCGGUGCCUGGUGGCUGGGAUUUUUAAUAGCCGGAGUGCUAAUUAUUAUUGCUGCAAUACCAUUGUUCUUCUUUCCGAAAUCUAUGCCUUCAAAAGGAGAGAGAAAGAAAAUAGAGAAGUCAAUUCCACAGACAACAGAAGUGACCCAAAGUGGGUCUAACCAACAAUCCACCAUUUCAGAAAUGGCAAAAGGUUUCAUGCCAUCUUUGAAACAAUUGUUUUACUCCCCAAUCUUUACGUUAUUUGGGGUAUACUCUAUUCUGGAUGCCAAUGCUUGGAUUGGCCUAUUUACUUUCAACCCCAAAUUUAUUGAACAGCAAUAUGGGCAAAGUACAUCGAGAGUCAAUUAUCUAAUAGGUCAGUACUUUCUUGUGUUUGUAACUAUGAAGAUGAAACUGGACUCCUACAAUGAGCAUAAUCUCGUCUCUGUUUGUAACUCUGACUGCACAUGCUCCAAAACACAGUGGGAACCUGUUUGUGCAGUCAAUGGGCUCACAUAUAUUUCUCCUUGUCUUGCUGGUUGCAAAACAACAACCGGACAGGGUGAAUUUCACAAUUGCAGCUGUGUUCUUGGUUCAACAUCUGACAACUCAUCAGUGAUUUUAGGGCAAUGCCAAAAAGGCGAUGGUUGCGAGAAAACAUGUGUCUACUUCUUGAUAGUAACAGGACUAUCGUCCUUCUUUUAUUCAUUUGGUAUCACACCCAGUUUUGCGAUGCUCCUCAGGUCAGUUAAACAAGACCUGAAAUCAUUUACAAUAGGUAUAUUAAUGCUGUUGAUAAGAAUAUUUGGUGGGAUCCCUGUUCCAAUUCACUUUGGUGCCAUGACGUGUUUGAAGUGGGGAUCCGAGGAGUGUGGUGUACCAGGAGCGUGCAGGAUUUACGACAAUGAUAGGUUCAGGUUGGUCUUCCAUGGAACAGUAGUAGCACUUCAAGGCUUCAGUUUUUUCUUCUUAGUUCCCAUAUUCUGGCAAUUGAAUAAACAUUUCCCAUCGGAAAAAGAAAAAGUUGUGGACAAUGAAGGCUCGGAAACGACAGUUAUGAAUCAGGACGGUGCUCCCAUCGAUUGUGACCCUUUGGUGAAAAAAAUGUCUCUCGGCAAGCGCACUGACGUCAAACUUUCGAGAGGUGGGUGUUAGGCUUAUAAGAACGCAGCUUCUUUCCCAGCGAUGGGAAACGAGGGAAGAGGAGGGAAAUUCAGUCCCGCUCCGGACAGAGCAAGUGAAGUGAAGUGAAGAGAGAGAGAGAGAGAGAGAGGAGCUGUGUUUAAUCGCUACCGUCACUGCGAGACUUCUCAGCUGCCCUGGGGAAUACAGCGCAGAGAGCCUGCCUGCCUACACUGCAAGUAAGUGUGUCUGUCUUCAAAUUUCAUUGGUUUAUUUCCCCCCCAAAAAAUCCAGAUUCCCUCGUG
This is a messenger RNA of Callorhinchus milii (elephant shark), 2307 nucleotides long. Its product is annotated as solute carrier organic anion transporter family member 1C1-like. The record is from RefSeq and is a predicted model, not a curated record. Lineage: Eukaryota; Metazoa; Chordata; Chondrichthyes; Chimaeriformes; Callorhinchidae. Gene Ontology annotation, molecular function: protein binding. Gene Ontology annotation, biological process: sodium-independent organic anion transport; transmembrane transport. Gene Ontology annotation, cellular component: membrane.